Molecule: messenger RNA, 663 nt
Organism: Diabrotica balteata
Lineage: Eukaryota; Metazoa; Arthropoda; Insecta; Coleoptera; Chrysomelidae
Source: the annotation of a GenBank genome assembly
AUGGAGGUGCCAACGAUAAAGUGCUUUGUACGUAAUAAUGUUCUUUUACUAUUAUUCAUUACAAUUGUGAAAGCCCAAAUUGCCCCAAAGAUUUCUACCCCCAAUAGUUGUGCACUCAAAGAAAGAUGUGGCGAAUGCAUUCAAACUCCGGGAUGCGCUUGGUGUUAUGAUCCCAACUUUGGCAAUGAACCACGCUGCUUUGACCCUGAAUUAAAGUUUCAACAACAUAAAAAGUGUCCCGAAGAAUUCGUAUUUUUUCCGGAUAAUAUACAAAAUUUUGUUACCAAUCUAGAGUUAACAAAAGUUCAUAAAGGGGUUAUAGAUGGUGAUAAAACGAUUGCGAAGGGAAUUGGAGAAAGCUAUAACGCUGGUGGUGUCAGAGAUAAGAUGGUGCAAGUAGCACCUCAAAGAAUACGUUUAAAGCUCCGACCAGGAAAACUGCACAGCAUUGAAAUGAAAUACACCCAAGCAGAAGACUACCCAAUGGACGUUUACUAUCUUAUGGGUUUGAGUAAGUCUAUGUCAGACAACGAAAAAUUAUUACAUUUGGGCGAGAGGCUGGCAACGACGACAAAACAACUAACCUCACACUUCCGACUGGGAUUUGGUACUUUUGUUGACAAAGUUGUCAUGUCAAACGGCAACAACUUAACAGAGAAGUAA